Messenger RNA from Pneumocystis jirovecii RU7, 318 nucleotides. RefSeq lists its product as uncharacterized. The record is from RefSeq and is a predicted model, not a curated record. Lineage: Eukaryota; Fungi; Ascomycota; Pneumocystomycetes; Pneumocystales; Pneumocystaceae. The annotation marks the transcript as partial. The transcript is spliced from 2 exons.
AUGAGAGUUGCACUUUUUGCACUUUCAGCGCAGGUUGGUUGCGCUUUGGCGGCCCUUUUAAACGACGCAUAUAGGCCAGAUUUUGAAGAGGUGCGAGAUCAUGAUGCUCUUUCGGCAUCUCUCCACAACGGGAAACAGCUUGGGGCAGGACAUUUGGGGGAGCCUCGGCGUUUGUAUCGCCGCUCAGAUGACGAAUAUGAUGAACUGGAUGCAAGGAUGGACCAUGAAGACGACUUGGAGCUUAGGAUGCAUUUGGAUACGAGCUUUGACAAGGAUGUUGCUUUUGAUGCCGCAGGACUUGAGUCGGGCCACAGCUUG